Messenger RNA from Chondrus crispus (carragheen), 3384 nucleotides. Its product is annotated as exportin 1 (Xpo1). The record is from RefSeq and is a predicted model, not a curated record. Gene Ontology annotation, biological process: ribosomal large subunit export from nucleus; protein export from nucleus; ribosomal small subunit export from nucleus. Gene Ontology annotation, cellular component: nucleus; cytoplasm. Gene Ontology annotation, molecular function: nuclear export signal receptor activity. Lineage: Eukaryota; Rhodophyta; Florideophyceae; Gigartinales; Gigartinaceae.
AUUCGCUACAGAUGGAAGACGCUCCCUAGAUCUACCUGCGAAAGUAUCAGAAACUAUGUUGUAAACAAGGUCAUCGCACUCUCCGAAACAGAUGAGAGCCUAUCGCGCGACGGAGUGUUUGUUUCAAAGCUCAAUCUCAUUCUCGUCCAGAUCGUCAAACAGGAAUGGCCGGAUAAGUGGGGUUCCUUUAUUUCCGACAUUGUGGGUGCCAGCAAGGGGAGUGUCCCGUUGUGUGAGAAUAACAUGAAGAUUAUGAGACUGCUUUCUGAAGAAGUUUUCGAGUUUUCCGCAGGGGAGAUGACUCAGGAUAAGGUCAGCCACCUAAGAACCCGAUUUAACGAGGAUUUUUCUCGCAUCUUCGAUCUGUGCCAAUAUGUUUUCUCUUCGGCCGCAGAUCUGCAACAAUCGAGACCAUCGCUUCUCAUUGCCACUCUCAAAAUGCUCGAGAAGUUCCUCUCUUGGAUACCGGUUGGUUACAUUUUCGAGACACAAAUCAUAGACGUUCUGGUUGGCUUUGUAGCGGUCGACCCGCUGAGGAACGCCACAAUGCCAUGUCUAGUUGAAAUCGCAGGCUUAUCAGGGAACAUUGUUAGCCAGUACGAUGACCGCUUUCGCUUUUUGUUUGUAUCUUUCGUGCAGCGCUUGACAUCGGUGUGGCCUCUCAAUGUCGAUAUAGCCUCAGCAUACGAAGAAGCGGACGAUGAAACUCAGGGCUUUGUCAUGGAUCUUGCGUUGUUUUUCACGAACUUUUUUCGAUAUCAUGUGUCUCUGGUUGAUACUGACAUGACACCAGAUGUACGAAAUGCAUUUAGAAGUGCUUACGAGUACCUGGUGAAGAUUUCGCGCGUACCAGAUGUGGAAGUGUUUAAAACUUGCCUUGAAUGGUGGUUUAAGCUUGCAUCAGAUCUUUACGAUAAUGAGUGUCACAUUCCGUCGGCCGCUGAGCGUAGUCGUCCUUUGCUUUUGAACAUGCCAUCGAGUCCGCAGAGCCCUCCGAUGGGAAAUAUGGUAACAGCGGGUCCGGGAUCUGAAUUUGUAUCGCAGAAACGAGCAUUUUAUGCGCCAAUUCUUUCGGAGGUGAGACACGUGAUGAUUUCACGCAUGGCAAAGCCUGAAGAAGUUCUCAUUGUCGAAGAUGAAAACGGAGAAAUUGUGAGAGAGACAACUAAAGACACAGAUGCCAUUGCCCUGUAUAAGACAAUGCGAGAAACCCUCGUCUUUUUGACUCAUUUGGACACUACGAACACAGAAAGCAUCAUGCUUUGCAAGCUUGCCUUGCAGAUUGAGAACAGGGAAUGGUCCUGGAACAAUCUGAAUACCUUGUGCUGGGCAAUAGGAAGCAUCUCAGGGGCAAUGGGAGAAGAAGAAGAGAGAAAGUUCCUGGUGACCGUCAUCAAAGAACUCCUUAUCUUGUGUGAGAAUAAGCGCGGGAAGGAUAACAAAGCUGUUGUUGCAUCAAACAUUAUGUACGUCGUCGGGCAGUAUCCUCGAUUUCUUCGGGCACACUGGAAAUUCUUGAAGACAGUUGUCAACAAGCUUUUCGAGUUUAUGCAUGAGACACAUCCAGGGGUGCAGGACAUGGCAUGCGACACUUUUCUCAAAAUUGCGCAAAAGUGUAGGCACAAGUUUGUGAGUUUGCAAACAAGAGAGGCGAAGCCUUUUAUUGUUGAGAUGUUAGAGACGCUUCCCGAAAUCAUUCAGAAGCUCGAGACACAUCAGAUCCAAUCCUUUUACGAAUCAUGCGGAUGCAUUAUUGCAAGCGAAUCCGAUGAGUUGACAAGAAACCAGCUCAUCAUGAAGCUUUUUGAACUGCCGAAUAGCAGCUGGUCUCAGUUGUUGUAUUCAGCAGGGGUCUCGGAAGAAGUUUGGUGCCAAAGAGCAAAAAUGAAAAACUUCUCUGGCAUUCUGCGUACUAACUCUCGCGUGGCCACUUCUCUGGGCUCUCCAUACUUAGUGCAACUGGAUUACAUUUACGGGGAUAUGCUCAAGGUGUACAAAGCAUACUCGGAAUUAAUACAAAAGGCAGUUAUGAACGGGGGUCAAUAUGCGUCAAAGAGUUCAGAUGUCCGGAAUAUGAGGGCCGUAAAGCGUGAGGUACUCCGCGUCAUUGAAACUUGCAUCAGCACGCUACACGACACAGACCGGGAAAAAAUUCAGGAGAAGGUAAUUGAGCCUUUGACAGACGUCGUGCUCGGAGACUACGUGCAAUCGGCCCCUGAUGUUCGUGAGCCAGCGGUGUUAUCACUCUAUUCCGCAAUUGUUUCUUUUAUGAAGGGAAGCUUGUCCACAGCUGCAGUACGGGUGAUCUUCAAGUCUCUUGUGGGAGUUACUCUAGUCAUGAUCAAGAACAACUUUGAAGACUUUCCCGACGCUAGAAUCAACUUUUUCCUGCUACUGAGAUCAAUCAACCAUCAUCAGUUCGCCUCAUUGUUUGCUCUUGAUGAAAACCCAUCUGCUGCAGAGGCAGAAUUUCGGAUCAUUAUCAACGCAAUAGCGUGGGCCUUCAAGCACACAGAGCGCAACGUUGCGGAAACUGGUCUGCAAAUCCUUCUGGAAAUGCUUCGGAAUGUUGACUCCUCCCCAUUUGCGAACUACUUCUACCGAAUUUACUUCAAGUCAAUCCUUAAUGACAUCUUGUAUGUCUUGACCGACACCCUUCAUAGGCCAGGGUUUAAACUUCAUGCCCAGAUCUUGAUGCACCUCAUUGGCGCCGUGGGUUCUGGUCGAAUAACGGAACCAAUCUGGGAUCAACAACAACCGGAAGAAGUCGCACUCGCAUCAGCCAAUGGAAGUUCUUCUCCCUCAAAUGCCCUGUACCUACAUUAUCACUUGCUCAAGAUUUUGAAGGCAGCUUUCCCCAACUUGAGCGAUGGGCAAGUGACUGACAUUGUCAAAGCACUUCUCUCUGGUUCAGACGACAAGACGUUCAAGGGCCAUUUGCGAGAUUUUCUUGUUCAGACGAAAGAAUUCUCGGCUGGAGACAACACAGACUUGUUUGAUGAGGAAAAGCAAAUGAAAGACUUGGAGAAGGAGAAAGCAGAGCGAGAUAGGCUAGCAAGGACUCCUGGUCUAAUAGCGCCUUCCAACAUCUGACUUUUCGACUUGCGCAGCCAGUGGCACCGUACUGUUGAUAGAUCAGGCUGAAAUUGCGACUAUUGUACAACGGAGACAACAGGUGAAUGUAAAGCGUGAUAGCGAGCGGGAAGCAGUCCGGAGUGUUGAGAAACUGAAGGAUGCAGGGCCCAAAUUUUAGCGCGUUUGGUGGUCGAAAGGUUGAGGGUUUGAUCGUAUUCCGCAAUAGAUGUCCAAAGUUCCGCCAGAGGUAUCUGUCUGUAAAUUUACUAUCUACCUGCACAGACUCGCGCAGAGGAUACAAAACAUUUU